Molecule: messenger RNA, 1018 nt
Organism: Nematolebias whitei (Rio pearlfish)
Lineage: Eukaryota; Metazoa; Chordata; Actinopteri; Cyprinodontiformes; Rivulidae
Gene: zmat2
Product: zinc finger, matrin-type 2
Exons: 6
Coding region: 46-651 (201 amino acids)
Biological process (GO): mRNA splicing, via spliceosome
Cellular component (GO): U4/U6 x U5 tri-snRNP complex; spliceosomal complex
Molecular function (GO): nucleic acid binding; zinc ion binding
Source: RefSeq, a predicted model, not a curated record
CUCAAGAAGAAGAAGAAGAAGAAAUUAUUUCCGGUAACAAGCAGGAUGGCUUCUGGCAGCGGGUCGAGUAAAAACGACUUCCGGAGAAAAUGGGACAAGGACGAAUACGAGAACCUGGCCCAGAAGCGCCUGGCGGAGGAGCGGGACCGCGAGAGGAGAGAUGGAAAAGUGGCUCCGCCGGUGAAGCGGGACCUCCUGCGUCACCGAGACUACAAGGUGGACCUGGAGUCCAAACUGGGCAAGACCAUUGUCAUCACCAAGACCACUCCUCAGGCGGAGAUGGGCGGGUAUUACUGUAACGUCUGUGACUGCGUGGUGAAAGACUCCAUCAACUUCCUGGAUCACAUCAACGGAAAGAAACACCAGAGGAACCUGGGCAUGUCGAUGCGUGUGGAGCGCUCAUCUCUGGACCAGGUGAAGAAGAGGUUUGAGGUGAACAAGAAGAAAAUGGAGGAGAAGCAGAAGGAGUACGAUUUUGAGGAGCGCAUGAAGGAGCUUCGGGAGGAGGAGGAGAAGGCCAAAGCCUACAAGAAGGAGAAGCAGAAGGAGCGUAAGCGGCGGGCAGAGGAUGACGUGGACUUCGAGGAGGACGAUGAGAUGGCAGCGGUGAUGGGUUUCUCCGGUUUCGGCUCGUCUAAGAAGAGCCACUGAGGCUCGGCUGUGACACGGACCUGCUUCCUGCUGAGCUGCAGAACCGGACCCAAGGAGUCCUGAUGCUGUGGUCCGGUCUCCACCAUCCUGGAGGAACGUUUGUUUCCGGCCGGGCUUUUAUUUUGGUAGUUUUAUCCAUCACUUCCUUCAGCCACAGGAUGUUCAGAGACAGGAAGUGGUUCUGACCAGGCGGAGAACCUGAGCUGGGGCAGAACCUGCAGUGAGGUCCAUGAUUAGAGAAUCUGACGUGAUGUUCGAGUUCAGUUCAUGAAAACAUUUUUCCAUCACAGAAGCAGCUGUUGAGUCUUUGUAUUUAAGUGUUUCGGCGCACGGCAUCAUGGGACAUUGACAUUUUAAUAAACUUUAU